AUGACUGUUGAACAAAACUCUGCUAGAUUUAUGGAAUUAGCCAGGUUUGCGGCCAACCUUAUUCUUGAUGAAGAAUCGAAAGCGGAGCGAUUUGAAAACGGCCUCAAUCCUCGCAUCAGAGAGAGGGUAAUCUACUUGGAGAUAAAGGAUUACGCCAGACUGGUAGAAGUGGCUUCGCUUGCUGAAAGGGGAAUUCGCGAGUCUGUAGCAGCUUACGACUUGAAGAAGCGCUCAAAGCAACAAAUGUCAUAUCCGGCUAAGAGGUCAGCCACAGGAAGCGGUUCCAGACCAUCCAUGGGUAAGAGUCUUCCAUCAGCAAAUAAAGACCAAGGACCUCCUUGCAACAAGUGUGGGAAGUCACACACAAGAGAUUGCUGGGUUGCGAACCCAAAAUGUUUUACUUGUGGUAAGACUGGCCACUUCUCGAGAAACUGCCUUAAGAAAGCAACUCAACAACAAAACUCAGCCCCAGUACGGGUAUUUUCACUCACACCUGGUGGUGUAGAAGAAGAAGAAGAAGAAGACCAAGGCGAAGAAGAAAAUACGGAUGUGGUAACAGGUACCAUUCCUUUAUUCGAUAGACUAGCAAGUACUCUUUUCGAUUCUGGUGCAACGCAUUCGUUCAUAUCAUCUACAUACGUUAAAUUAUGUAGCAUAAAUACUCAACCCUUGAAUCAAAACAUAACUGUAUCAACACCUGCUGGAGAAGUAGUUACAUGUAGGAAAUUCAUUGAGGACUGUCCUAUUGUUAUAGGAGAUAGAGUUCUACUGGCAAACUUAGCAGUAUUUCAAAUGUUAGGUUUUGAUAUCAUUUUGGGAAUGGAUUGGUUAUCGAAAUACUAUGCUAACAUUGAUUGUAGAAAGAAAGAAAUUAUUUUUCGCUCACUGAGUGAGGAAGAAUUCAAAUUUUGUGGAUCUCGAGUACGAGCCACUCCAUUUCUUCUUUCCGCGAUUCAAGCAAGACGGAGCAUUAAAAGUGGUGCGCAAGUAUUUCUAGCUUAUAUCAAGGUUGAACCUGAAGGAGAGCGUAAGCUAGAAGAUAUACCUAUAACGCGUGACUAUCCAGACGUUUUCGCCGAGGUCACAACCGGAUUGCCACCUGAUCGAGAAAUCGAGUUCACUAUUGAUCUAAUGCCAGGGACUCAACCCAUCCAUAAAGCACCAUACCGUAUGGCGCCAUCUGAAUUGAAGGAGCUGAAGAAGCAACUUGAAGACUUGGUAGACCGGGGUUUUAUUCACCCCUAG
This is a messenger RNA of Alnus glutinosa, 1245 nucleotides long. RefSeq lists its product as uncharacterized. Lineage: Eukaryota; Viridiplantae; Streptophyta; Magnoliopsida; Fagales; Betulaceae. Gene Ontology annotation, molecular function: zinc ion binding; nucleic acid binding. The record is from RefSeq and is a predicted model, not a curated record. The transcript has a single exon. The coding region runs from base 1 to 1245 and encodes 414 amino acids.